AUGGCGUUCACCGACGAUUAUAAGGGCGACAAGGCCGUGGAGGCCCACGGCAACACCAAGUUGCACGUCAUCCACACCAACGACAAGAAGCAGAUGGCGAUCUCCCUCACGCAGUACGAGCGGCACCUCAGCCUCCAGGGCCACAAGAUCGUCGACAUUGAUCUCGAGUACAACAACGAGCCUGAAGUGACGCAGAAACCCGCCCUCUGCCAGCUCUCGAUCGGCAAGAAUCACCCGAUGCUGCUCUUCCAAAUGAGCGCCACUGAAAGGUGCACCGUCUUUGACAACUUCCUCGCCGACCCCAGGUACACCUUUGCAGGCUUCUCCAUCGACGGCGACAAAACCAGGCUACAGCGCGUCAAUCUAGAGAAGAACAUCACCAACAACGAGCACAGGUGCUGGGCCACCCUGCCUCUGUCCAUGAGGCACAUCGAGUACGCGUCAAAGGACGCCUACACAGCAACAAACACGAGAGAGCAGAGGAGUGUCAUGGCGGAGGCACUUCUGUACAAGCAGCACCGCACGUACACCAGGGAGCUCCACGACGUCCACCUCCACGGCAACCACAAGCUCCACGUCAUUUGCACAAGCAAGGGUAAAGGCAUGGACAAGAUGUUGUCCACGUUUAGGAGUAAGCUCGACGGAAUGCCCGUCAAACUAGUCGGCGUUGAUGUCGAGUACACGCACUACGUGAAGCCACAACGGGCAGCAGUGCUCCAGCUAUGCGUAGAGAAAGAAUGCCUUGCCUACCACAUCUCUGCAGCUAAAGAUAGGCCAAUGGAACUAGACAAAUUCCUCAUGAAUGGUGAGUACACCUUCGUCGGAUUCGCUAUUGAAGGAGACAAAAGCAAGCUGAAGGUAUCUGGUUUGGAGAUCAAUUCCGACAACUCCAUUGAUAUUCAGGUGGAAUGGAGAGACCCAUAG
This is a messenger RNA of Triticum turgidum subsp. durum (durum wheat), 924 nucleotides long. NCBI's taxonomy places the organism in Eukaryota, Viridiplantae, Streptophyta, Magnoliopsida, Poales, Poaceae. The record is from the annotation of a GenBank genome assembly.